Molecule: messenger RNA, 5373 nt
Organism: Huiozyma naganishii CBS 8797
Lineage: Eukaryota; Fungi; Ascomycota; Saccharomycetes; Saccharomycetales; Saccharomycetaceae
Gene: FKS3
Product: putative 1,3-beta-D-glucan synthase
Exons: 1
Coding region: 1-5373 (1790 amino acids)
Biological process (GO): fungal-type cell wall polysaccharide biosynthetic process; (1->3)-beta-D-glucan biosynthetic process
Cellular component (GO): plasma membrane; 1,3-beta-D-glucan synthase complex
Molecular function (GO): 1,3-beta-D-glucan synthase activity
Source: RefSeq, a predicted model, not a curated record
AUGGACAAGGCAAGUCCAAAUCGGUCGCUGACCGACGUGGAGUAUCCUGCAUGGUGCCAGGAUAGCGAAGUUCCCGUUACAAAGCAACAAAUUCGGGAAACUUUUGAUCAGUUGGCUGCAAAAUUUGGUUUCCAGCAGUCCUCGAAAGAAAACAUGUACCACCAUUUGCUUGCACAGUUAGAUUCUAGGGCUAGUAGGAUGAAUGCGCAGAAUGCGCUUCUGUCGUUACAUGUGUCGUACAUUGGCGGCGAGCAAGCAAACUUUAAGAAAUGGUAUUUUGCAGCGCAGCUAGAUCUAGACGAGGAGAUUGGUUUCUCGAAAAUGAAGCUGAGAGGCAAAUCUAACACCAGAAAUAUAAAGGUUGCGAAAAAGACUGGUAUUUCAAUCAAGGAGCAGCAGUUGGAGUGGGAGCGUAGGGAGCGUGAAUUUAUCGAUCACCACCCAAAAUUCAGCAUAAGCGAAAGUCAACUCAAGAGAGGCAAAGAUCUGAAAACUCAGGACUACAAAUGGAAAACAAAAAUGAGACAGCUUAGUCCCUUACAAAUGCUAAGACAACUAGCACUUUUCUUACUCUGUUGGGGUGAGGCUACUCAACUCAGAUUCACACCUGAGUGCUUAAACUUUAUUUUCAAAUGCGCCCUUGAUUUCGAUGGGUAUACUAAUUUAAAAGACCCAUCGUUUUACUCAAAAGAAUUCAGUUUCUUGGACGAGAUUGUCACUCCGCUUUACAAGUACUUGAGAAGUCAAGUUUAUAAGAGGGACUCUAAUGGGCGCUGGAUCAGAAAAGAACGUGACCACAGAUUUAUUAUUGGAUAUGAUGACGUAAAUCAGUUGUUCUGGUAUCCAGAAGGAAUUGAAAGAAUCGUUUUGUUCUCAGGAGAAAGACUCGUCGAUAAGCCACUCAGCCAAAGGUACUUGUUCCUGAAGGAUGUCGAUUGGUCCAAAGUAUUCUACAAAACUUAUAAGGAAACAAGAAGCUGGAUGCACUGUUUUACAAACUUUAACAGAUUUUGGAUUAUUCAUUUUGCUCCCUUUUGGUUCUUCACAUCCUUUAACGCACCGUUUCUUUAUACAAAAAACUACGUCCAACUGCUAAACAAUCAACCAACCUUACAGUCGCGGUUGUCUGUGAUGGCAUUUGGUGGGACUAUUGCCUGCCUCGUGCAAAUUAUUGCUACACUUUUUGAGUGGGAGUGCGUGCCUAGAGAAUGGCCUGGCGCUCAACACCUCUCUUUACGAAUGACUUUUUUGAUUUUUUGUCUUUUGAUAAAUUUUGCUCCCUCCAUUUACAUCUUUGGGUUUUUUGACUUGGACGUCCACUCAAAAUCAGCGUAUAUUAUUUCAAUCUUCCAACUGAUCAUUGCAAUAAUAACAACAAUAUUUUUUGCUACUAGACCUCUCGGUAGAUUGUUGACGACGUAUUUUAGCAAGGGAAAAGCGCGUAGGUGGUAUGUAUCCUCACAGACAUUUACCGCUUCCUUCCCAGAGUUAGCUGGUAGGAGUAAAUGGUUUUCUUACGGUUUAUGGCUCUUUGUCUUCACUGCUAAAUUUAUUGAAUCAUAUUUCUUUUUGACAUUGUCACUGAGAGAUCCAAUUCGAGUUCUUUACAUUAUGGACAUGUCAAGAUGUCAUGGUGAUUGGCUCAUUGGUAACGUUCUCUGUCAACUCCAGUCGAAAAUUACAUUUUUACUGAUGAUUUUAGCUGACCUUGGGUUAUUUUUCUUGGACACAUACCUAUGGUAUAUCAUCUGCAAUUGCAUCUUCUCGAUAAUACUGUCAUUAUCCCUUGGUACCUCAGUGUUUACACCCUGGAAAAACAUUUACUCAAGGCUACCCAAGCGCAUCUAUUCCAAAAUUUUGGCAACCUCUCAUAUGGAGGUUAAAUUCAAGCCAAAACUGUUGGUGUCUCAGGUGUGGAAUGCCAUAAUUAUCUCAAUGUACCGAGAACACAUACUUUCCAUUGAGCAUACCCAAAAGCUUCUGUAUCAACAGGUUGAUUCCAUUUCGUUGGACAGUCGGGCGCUAAAAUCACCAACUUUUUUUGUUUCCCAGGAUGAUUCAACUUUCAAAUCGAUGGAGUUCUUCUCUGCCAACUCGGAAGCACAAAGAAGAAUAUCCUUUUUUGCCCAGUCUCUUUCUACACCAAUAGCCGAGCCUACACCAGUAGAAUGUAUGCCAACUUUCACCGUUUUAGUACCACACUACGCGGAGAAGAUCAUGCUGGAAUUGAGAGAGAUUAUCAAGGAGGAGUCGCUGAAAAGUAAAAUGCCGGUUCUCGAAUACCUAAAGCAAUUACAUCCUAAGGAAUGGGAAUGUUUUAUAAGAGAUACAAAACUGCUGAUGAGUGAGCUCAACAUAUCAAAAGAUUUUUUACCGAAAACUGAUUCUGAGGUAAGGAUUGAAGCGGCAAAACAAUUUAGCGAAGUUGACUCAGCAAACCACUUGGAAACAAAAGAGGAAGAACAGUCUCACAACGAAUAUAAAGACACAGAUGGGUUUGUAAAAGAGAAAUUAUCGGAUCUCCCCUAUAAAAUGUUUGGAUUCGCUUCUUCAGAGCCAAUGUAUACGAUGAGGACAAGAAUAUGGGCAUCUCUCCGAACGCAAACUUUGUACCGCACAAUUUCUGGUUUUAUGAAUUACACCAAGGCCAUCAAACUUUUGUACAGGAUCGAGAAUCCAUCCAUGAUUGAAUUUUACGAGUCUGACUCUGAGGCUUUGGAAAACGGCCUAGAGAAUAUGGCGGCAAGGAAAUUUCGAAUGCUAGUUGCAAUGCAGAGAUACGCCUCCUUCAACGAAAAGGAAAGGGAGGCAACGGAGUUGUUGCUCCGGACAUAUCCUUCGUUGUACAUUUCUUAUUUGUUGACUGAACAAGGAGAAGAUAGCUCGGAACCAAUAUAUUAUUCUUGCUUGACAAACGGUUACUCUGAACACGAUGUUAACACAGGCCUACGGAAACCACUUUAUAAAAUACGGUUAUCUGGAAACCCGAUAUUGGGCGAUGGAAAAUCCGAUAAUCAAAAUCACUCUUUGAUUUUUUAUCGCGGUGAAUAUAUUCAGGUUGUUGAUGCAAACCAAGAUAACUAUCUGGAGGAAUGCUUGAAGAUUAGAUCAAUAUUGAGCGAAUUCGAGGAAGUAGGGGCUGAGUCUGUCAUUCCUUAUAUUCCAGGAAUUGAGUAUGAUGAAGAGCCAGCACCGGUAGCUAUUGUGGGUGCGAGGGAAUAUAUCUUUUCAGAGAAUAUCGGUGUAUUAGGCGAUAUUGCAGCUGGGAAAGAGCAAACAUUUGGUACUUUAUUUGCGAGAACACUGGCCGAGAUUGGUGGAAAGCUGCACUAUGGUCAUCCGGAUUUCAUCAAUGCCAUAUACAUGACAACAAGGGGCGGAUUAUCCAAGGCGCAGAGGAGUCUACACCUCAACGAAGAUAUAUAUGCUGGAAUAAACGCCAUGUGCCGGGGCGCAAGGAUUAAACAUAGCGAUUACUACCAGUGCGGAAAGGGAAGAGAUCUAGGAUUUGGCUCCAUAUUGAACUUCACGACCAAAAUUGGUGCCGGUAUGGGUGAACAACUUUUGUCGAGGGAAUAUUAUUAUCUAGGUACACAAUUACCAAUCGACAGAUUCUUAUCCUUUUUUUAUGCACACCCUGGUUUCCACUUAAACAAUCUGUUCAUUUCUAUCUCGCUGCAAUUGUUCUUUCUACUGUUGAUCAACCUGGGGGCACUAAAUCACGAAAUAAUCAAAUGUCAGAUGAAGAAGCAUUCCGUCAUGACGGAUGUGCAGACGCCAAUUGGAUGUUAUAAUGUUGAGCCUGCAUUGCAUUGGGUGUCAAUUUUUGUUCUCUCCAUAUUCAUUGUGUUCUUUAUUGCGUUUGCCCCGCUAUUGAUACAGGAGUUGCUCGAAAAGGGGAUGGUGAAGGCUUUCACGCGAUUUUUGCGCCAUAUCAUCUCUAUGGCACCUCUCUUUGAAGUGUUUGUAUGUCAGGUUUAUUCAAACUCGUUGUUGAAUGACAUCACCUUUGGAGGGGCAAAAUACAUACCAACGGGCAGAGGGCUUGCCAUAACGAGAAUUGACUUUGCGAUACUAUAUUCCCGGUUUUCUACCAUAUCGAUAUACACUGGAAUCCAGAUAUUUUUAAUGCUCUUGUUUGCAACGGUAUCGAUGUGGCAACCUGCUUUGCUUUGGUUCUGGAUUACUGUUGUAUCUUUAUGCUUUGCUCCCUUUAUCUUUAACCCCCAUCAGUUUUCCUUUUCGGAGUUUUUCCUGGACUAUCGAAAUGUAAUCCACUGGUUAUCAUCUGGAAAUUCGCACUUUGUGAAGGAGUCUUGGUCUACAUUUACAAAAACUUCAAGAGCAAGAUAUACAGGCUACAAACGAAAAUUAAUCAACGAUGUAUCUGAAGAUGCAAGCAUAGAUACGAGACGGGCGAGCUUCAAGAAUAUUUUUCUUUCGGAGUUACUAACGCCUGGGGUCAUCUUUUUUUGCGAUUUUACGGCAUAUACGUUUAUCAAUGCCCAAACUGGUGUGAGUGAAGCUGUCCCAUCUGGUGCAGUAUUCAGGUUGCUCUUGGUCACAUAUUUGCCCAUUGUCGUGAACAUGAUCACUCUGAUCGUGUUAUUUAUCCUGUCGUUCAUUAGCAGCCCUGUCCAUCUCUGUUGCAAGAUGAAUAGUGGAACGACUGUUGCAUUUGUCGCGCACGGUGUUUCCAUCUUUGUGUACGUUCUAAACUUUGAACUGAUGUGGUUUCUUCAAAGCUGGAAUUUUACUCGUACUUUGAUAUUGUUGAUCACCGCUGUCAACUUACAGAUACUGACAUUUAAGCUUAUAACUAUUUUCUUUCUGACACGAGAAUACAGAAAUAAUCUGUCACACCUUGCCUGGUGGUCUGGCAAGUGGUAUAACACUGGAAUGGGCUGGUGGGUAAUUUUUCAACCUUUAAGGGAAUAUACGGUAAAAGUCAUGGAGUCGUCAUAUUUUGCAGGUGACUUCUUCCUGUGCCACUUUCUGCUGUAUUUGCAAACACCUCUGAUUAUGACGCCUUUUAUCGAUUAUUGGCAUUCAAUGAUUCUUUUCUGGCUAAAACCUACUUAUGUGAUAUCCAAGAACAGGGUUUACACGCGGAGGCAGAAAAGAAUGCGCAAUUCUGGUAUCCGGAGGUACUUCCUCUUAUAUGUUAUACUGCUCUUAAUGCUUCUACUGCUGUUGAUCUGUCCCCUACUCUCGCAUAAAAUAUUGCCAGCCCCCGUCAGUCUCGUCAAGGGAAUGCCAUUCUCCAUGCUAGUGCAACCCAACGGGCAAAAAAAUAAUGACACAGGACCAGCUGCCCCGACAACCAUCAUGACUGCUACGCCGCCACUUCCCUCGCUAAAAACGGCAAACUAA